Molecule: messenger RNA, 4500 nt
Organism: Pieris brassicae (large cabbage white)
Lineage: Eukaryota; Metazoa; Arthropoda; Insecta; Lepidoptera; Pieridae
Gene: nst
Product: phosphoacetylglucosamine mutase
Exons: 13
Coding region: 117-1763 (548 amino acids)
Biological process (GO): carbohydrate metabolic process; UDP-N-acetylglucosamine biosynthetic process
Molecular function (GO): phosphoacetylglucosamine mutase activity
Source: RefSeq, a predicted model, not a curated record
UAGCAUAUCGCUGUGUGCUAAUGUUGAUUGAGAAAUUUGAAAAUCUGGUUUGUUGAUUCGAAGUGAUUGUGCUCAAGUUUGAUACUCGGCCUUAUAAAAUAUUUUGAAUAAAGAGAAUGCCGCCGAGUAGUUUACGAGUCGUGUACGCGUUCGCAAGAGAAAUGCACCCAAAAACGACCGACAUUUUUAUUCAAUACGGUACUGCCGGAUUCCGUACAAAAGCCAGUCUCCUUGAACAUGUAGUCUAUCGCAUGGGACUACUUGCCGUUUUACGAUCGAGGUGUAAAAAUGGUCGUACGAUCGGAAUGAUGAUCACGGCUUCACACAACUUAGAACCAGACAACGGCGUUAAAUUAAUCGAUCCUGAUGGUGAAAUGCUCGAAGAAAGUUGGGAAGGGAUUGCUACAAGGCUCGCUAAUGUCAGUGACAAUGACUUAGAAUCAACAACUGCACAAAUCAUCAAGGAAGUCAACGCCGACAUGGCACUGAAAGCCAGUGUCUACAUUGGUAUGGACACCAGAUACACAAGUCCACGUCUGGCUGCCGCGGCUGUUCACGGUGUAAUGGCCUUGAAGGGGACCGCUAAAGAGUUUGGCAUUGUGACUACCCCCAUUUUACACUUUUGUGUAAAAUGUCGUAAUGAUAAUACGUAUGGGACGCCUACGGAAGAAGGUUAUUACGAAAAAAUUGUAGGCGCAUUCAAAAGUAUUCGCCAGAAGUUACCAGUCUGUGGUAAUUACAAUACCACAUUAUACGUGGAUGGUGCAAACGGUGUAGGAGGGAAGAAGUUAAAUAUAAUUAAGAAGACAUUGGACGGUGAACUCGACUUGGUCCUUUACAAUUUGGGCGGAAAUGGCGGAAAACUUAAUUUAAAUUGUGGCGCAGAUUUUGUGAAAGUAUCACAGAAGCCGCCAGUGGGCGUUGAACACGUACCUUACCAACGUGUAGCCUCUUUGGAUGGAGAUGGAGACAGAAUCGUGUAUUAUUUUGUUGAUGACAGUAACAAUAUGCAACUAUUAGAUGGAGAUCGCAUAGCAACAUUAUUCGCCAGUUACAUAACAGAGCUACUGAAAGGGUGCGAUGCGACGCACCUACGACUGGGCCUAGUACAAACAGCGUAUGCGAAUGGCGCCUCUACCAAAUACAUUACUGAGAACUUGAAAAUACCAGUAACGUGUGUGAAGACGGGUGUAAAACAUUUACAUCACGCAGCUUUAUCAUAUGACAUAGGAGUUUAUUUUGAAGCCAAUGGUCAUGGGACCGUAGUGUAUAGUGAUGUCACGAAAAGUACUAUCGCUAAAGUUGCUCAAGAGGGUGACACGGAACAAAGAAAAGCUGCUCAAUUAUUACUAAGUUUCAUCGACUUGACCAAUGAGACAGUUGGUGAUGCAAUUUCUGAUCUUUUCUUGGUUGAAACAGUACUUUGUGCCAGAGGACACGAUGUCAGACAGUGGAUGGAGACAUAUAAUGAUCUACCCUGUAGACAGCUGAAGGUUACAGUUGAGGAUCGCAAUGUUUUCAAAACAACGGACGCGGAACGAAAAUGUACGUCGCCGGAAUUGCUACAGGAACGUAUAGAUGCGUUAGUAUCUUCGUAUACCUGUGGGCGUGCGUUCGUACGUCCGUCCGGUACUGAAGAUGUUGUACGGGUAUACGCUGAGGCUGAUGCUCAAGAGUCUGCUGUUAAAUUAGCAGAGGAAGUAGCUCAGGCAGUUUACGACUUAGCAGGUGGAGUUGGGGAUAGACCGACUGUAUCGGCUUAAGAACUCGUAAAGCAUAAAGGUAAAUUGCUGUGGAAAAUGCUUAAUAUCAGGUUAUUUUCCAAGAACAUCAUCUCGGAAUAUAAAUUUAUUUUACCAUAAAACGUAAAUAAUAUGUAGUAGGGACAAAUUACAAUAUAAUAAGUUUAUAAUAAGAAUAUAUCCCUGCCUGGGUAAAAAAGACGUAAGAUUGUGUUCUUUUAUGUUAAGUAGUGUACAAAAUUACUUAUUUUUAUUAUGAAUAGUCUAAAAUUGCAAUUGUGGUGGCAUAACACGCUUUUAAAAAAGAAUUUAUUGAAAUGAAUAACUAUUUAUACAAAUAUUGUAUAGCUGAAGAAUUUGUUUGCCUCGCUAAUUUCAGGAACUUAUAAUCAAAUUGAAUAAUGUUUUGGUUUUGGAUAGUUCAUUUAUCUAACGCGGAUUAAAUUCUGGAUAAUUAAAAAGGACUUAAUUACAAUUACUAAUUAUUAACGCGCUAUCUUCUGUUUUAUUACCUAAAGAAUCACCAAUAAACUUUUAAUUAAAUUAAUUAAAUCCUAGCCUAUUCUGGACCAAAUGUUUUUUUAAAUGUAGACAAAUGUGAAUAUUUUAAAAAUUAUACACUAUAUACAUUUAUUAAUGUUAAAUAGAAUUGGAUUUAAAUGGUACUUACUGUCAGAAUAAUUUUGUGGCAGCUUUUUUUCAUGACAAAUAUGCCCGUCCAACAUAUUAUGAGGAAUUCUUAAUCUCUGACACAUUAUUUGCUUAUGUUUUACUACCAUGUAAGUGCCCAUUUUUUUUUCUAGUUCACGUGACUAUGUGUUAUGGUUUUCUAUUCAGGGUAAGAAGGAUAAGUAUUGACAUUUUACUUAUACAUAUAUUAAUAGUCCAUUUAGGAGUAGGACAACAAUAACUUUGAAAUAUUAUAAAGAAAUGUAUUUAGUAUGGAACAGAUAAAUAAGCAUAGAAAGGUAAUAUAAGCAAUUUAAUCAUAAAAUAAAGAGAACAACAAUUUUUGUUUAAAAUAAAUUUAUGGUUAACAGCCCUUAUUUGUCUAUUCCAUUAUUGUAUCUUUUCUGCAGUAUAUAAUAGUUAUUAAAAGUACCAUUAAGAGUGACAAACACAUGGUUAAUUUUUAGUAGCUUGUUUGAUGCAUGAUUCGGUAUAGCUCUAAAUUGAUUAGAAAACUAGUCUAUUGAGUAUAAGUAUUCAUUUAACUAGUCGCAAGAAUUUCUUAACAAAUGUUAAAUUGAGAUUUUCUCCACAAAGAAAAUAAAUUUAAUUAUUUGCCAGUUAUGUAAAUCAAUAAAAUUGCUCAUCUUUUGACUAGUAAUUAACUCUUAAUAAAUUCUCUAUUGUUCUUUGGUAUCAUUGUAAGAGCGAAUUAGUUUACCAGUAAGUUUUAUUAUUACAUAACUGCCAGAAUUCCAAAUUUUAUUGCUAGGGCCCAAUACAUUUUAUAAUGUACUGUGAUUGUAGUCUUGUAAUAAUUUUCACCUUAUAAGCUCUCUGCACAAUUAACAUAUAAAAUGGAGAUUUAUAUCAGGAUUUGAGAAUCCUUUAAACCAUAGCAAUUAUAAAGACUGGACAAAAGUGUUUUUUUGCCAAUUAGCAGAGAUUUAAGUAACUAAAUAAAGCUAAUAGAGGAUUUGCCAUUGUCCCAAAAUGAGUGAUCUUAUUAUUUUGUUCUAAUAAUUCAGUCAUCAUUAGUGCAAUUACAUGCAAUUGUAUGUAAACAUAUGCAUGCCAUUACUAUAGUAUAUAUUGAUUAUAUUUGUUUAUGCUGAUUGUAUUUUUUAUUUGGUGUGGAGGUGCAUACAUAAUGGUGCUGUUAUUAUGUUUUACGCAAGACUAAAUUAUAAAACGUUAGUAGUUAUUAGACACGGUUUAAAUCUCUGCUAGUUAGUUUUCUUAUAAAUUACUAAAAAGGUAUUUAAUUUUACUUUUUAAAUCUGUUAAACCAAGAUUUCUCAGGUCAUGUUAAUUCAGAAUUUCUUUAUUAUAAAGUAACAAUUAAAAUAUUUAUUAAUGUUUUAUUUUAAAAGCAUCCAUUAUUUAGGAAUCAAUUGAAAAAAUAGACUGCUUAUGAUAAUUAUUUUAAAAGUAAUUUACUUAAUUGAAUUUAUUUUAAAAUUAUUGAUUAUUUGAUAUUGCAACUAACCAAAUUUGAUGUAUAUAGAUUUUGUAUUGUUCUAAUUAACAUUAUUUUGUUUGGUAACAGGUAAAAUAUGUAAUAUAAAAGCAGGUUUCAAAUAAAUUAUGUUACAUUAAUAAAUUUAUAAUUGGAAAUAUGAACAGCCUUUACAAUUUUUCAAGGAAAAGAUCUUGUAUUGUAAUUUAUCUGAGGUGUUAUCUCCCACUACUGAUAGCAAAUACGUGAAAAAAUUAACCAACAUUGAUAAAAGAUAUGAGAUAGAAAAUGUUAUUUAUGUUUAUGUAGCUUUAUCUUGAGAUUAUCUUUAGAUACUGUAUAUGCAAAACAAUUUUAUGUUGAGUAGUUUUGAAUUUUAGAUCUUAAACACAAUUAGAAGCUACUACCAUUUACAAAGAAAUCACACUUAAAUAUAUUUAAAAAAAAAAUAAUUUCAAUUGCUUGAAAAAUUUUAUGUAUGAAAUAUUAAAUAAAAAAUGAUUACUUUAUGUAAAGCAUAUCAGAAAAUGUUGAUGUAUUUGUUAAAAUAUCAGCGUGAGGUUAACUGGUUUAUCUAUGUGCCUUUGUAAUUCAUUAUUUACCAUAACAUGAAUAAAUCUCUAAUUAAUC